Pomacea canaliculata is the source of this 1044-nucleotide messenger RNA. RefSeq lists its product as uncharacterized. The transcript has 5 exons. The coding region runs from base 1 to 1044 and encodes 347 amino acids. Gene Ontology annotation, molecular function: G protein-coupled peptide receptor activity. Gene Ontology annotation, cellular component: plasma membrane. The record is from RefSeq and is a predicted model, not a curated record. Lineage: Eukaryota; Metazoa; Mollusca; Gastropoda; Architaenioglossa; Ampullariidae. Gene Ontology annotation, biological process: G protein-coupled receptor signaling pathway.
AUGGCAGUAACUUCCAAGGAGUAUCCAGACGACCCCAUCAGUCAGGAGACAGAACAGUUUGUCACCAAGGUGAGAGGAGUCACCAUCAUGCCAGUUCUCUUCAUCAUAGGAACAGUCGGAACAUCCGUCAGUCUCACCAUCUUCUACAAGCAAGGUCUCACCAACAGAAUCAACCUCUGUCUGUUUUCGUUAGAGCUCGUCAAUCUGUUGAACGUGUUAUUUCUAGUCUUACUGAACAUCGACAGUUUGUACAAGACAAUGGAGGAAGGGUUGUAUGGGGAUGUGUUCCGGUUUAUAAUGAAUGACCGUUUGCUGGGAAUGUUGGGCUUCAUGUACUGCUCCAUGUACCUGACGGCCCUGGCAUCGUGCUUCAAGCUGGUGGAGACGAUAACAUUUCGAAAGCAGACAUCAUCGUCAGACACAAGGAGAGAAACAGCUGCCACCAAGAUGUUGGUGAUUCUCUCUGUACAGUUUCUUGUUCUGUCCAUCCCCAACAUCGUCAUCAGAAUGGUGCCGUUGUUCGAGCCGGAAGAAUACCCAGAUGACCCCAUCAGCCAAGAGACAGAACAUCUAGUCACCAAGCUGAGAGGGGUCACCAUCAUGCCUCUGAUGUUUAUCGUUGGAACAGUCGGAACAUCCAUCAGUCUUAUCGUCUUCUACAAGCAAGCGUUCAAGCUGGUGCAGACGGUAACAUUUCGAAAACAAUCAUCAUCAUCGUCAGACACUAAGAGGGAAAUAGCCGCCACCAAAAUCUUGGUGAUUCUGUCUGUAGUGUUCCUGAUAUUUUCUGUUCCGAACAUUGUCAUCAGAAUGGCAAAAAUUGUUGAAGCGGAAGUGCAGAGUAACGGUCGCUAUAACAACACCUUCGUCGUGCUCGUCAACUGUGCAGAGGCUGGAAGCAUCAUCAACAGCAGCGUCAACUUCGUUGUUUACUUUUGUGCAGGAACCAAAUACAGAGAGUCAGUGAGCGACUUGUUUUCCUGUCUGCGCCGCAAGAAGAGUUCUAAUGACAAUAAACACCAACAAAAGAAUUUUUCGUGUUAA